UAUGAUUCUUCAAGCAAAUUUUCAUUAUGAAAUUUUAAAAAUAGAAAAACUUGCUUCUGCAUCUGCCAAAAAUGGAAAUGAUCUCUUUGAAAGCAUUGGAAAGCUUACAUCAAAUAUCGAAUAGAAAAUCAUAUACUUAGACAAUACAUACCAAAAAGUAUUUGCAAUAUCAAAAGUUGAACUUGUCAGACUUCCUGAUGAGAUGAAAAAUUUAGAAAGUUUCAUAGACCUUAUCUUUCAUAUAGCAUGUCAGAAAGGGAUUAAAACUAUUGCUUUUCAUUUGAGAAAAGAAAAAAUUACUAAUAAAAAUAUAUCAAUACACGAAAGCGAAAAGAUUCUGCAGCUCUUAGCGGAAGUUAAUAAAUAACAGGAUUCAGAUUAAUAGGCAAAGCAGGAAAAAAGAUCUACUUUCUAUGCCUUAUCAGAAGGUGAUUACAUUGGUAUGAGAAAAAAGCUUAAUUUAUUAUUUUAUGGGAGAGAAGACAUUUAAGACUUUAUUAGAGAACAUAAAUAAGAAUAAGAAUAAAUUUUCAGUCUUCUUAUUCAAAUACCGAAUACCAAUAGGAGCUCUUCAUGUUACAUUUAGAAUAGAAAUGAGAUCGUUACAGUGCUAUCAAAUUGUAAAUUGUAUUUCUAUUACUUUUUUAGUUCAAAUAAAAUAAGCAUAACUUUAUGAAACUAAUCUAUAAUGGACAACCAUAAAAUAAGAAAAUAAAAUGCCCAAAUUAUUUCUUGAAAUUAAAGUGAUUGAAUCAAAAAUAAUGAAAAACAAUUUUACAUAUGAAACUACAUUAACGAUUGACACUCAUUAGAAAACUUAGAAUCAUUUAAUGUUUGUUUUUAAUCAAAAAGUACUUGCCUUUUAGUUUCCCUUAAAAUUUAGAGACAAUUGA
Messenger RNA from Paramecium octaurelia, 893 nucleotides. The record is from the annotation of a GenBank genome assembly. NCBI's taxonomy places the organism in Eukaryota, Ciliophora, Oligohymenophorea, Peniculida, Parameciidae.